Cotesia glomerata is the source of this 1204-nucleotide messenger RNA. RefSeq names its product inosine-uridine preferring nucleoside hydrolase-like. The record is from RefSeq and is a predicted model, not a curated record. The transcript has 5 exons. Gene Ontology annotation, molecular function: hydrolase activity, hydrolyzing N-glycosyl compounds. NCBI's taxonomy places the organism in Eukaryota, Metazoa, Arthropoda, Insecta, Hymenoptera, Braconidae. Bases 20 to 1000 code for a protein of 326 amino acids.
UUAAUUAAUUAAUUAUUAAAUGUAUAACGUUUAUAAAUAUAUACGAAUGAUGUUCAAGAAGAAAGUAAUAGUUGACUGUGAUGGUGGUACUGAUGAUGCAGUUUCUCUGGUGAUCUUGUUGAAUGCUCACAAGCAAAACUUAAUUGAACUGACAGCAAUUACUUGCGUCGCUGGUAAUACUGAUAUUGAAAAUGUUGUAAAGAAUGUUUUCAGAAUUUUAGAACUUUGUGAAAUUGAUGUACCGGUGUACAAAGGAGCAAACUCAUCUUUGAUCUCCAUAGAGUCGGUAUUAGUAAAAGCCGCUGAUUUUAAAUACCAUGGGAAUGACGGAUUUGGAGAUGUUCUGCAGAAAGAAGUAAAUAUUAGUAAUUUAAAAAAAGAGCAUGCAGUAAUUGCACUUCAAAAAAUAAUUACUGAUCAUCCUGAUCAAGUUUCUGUGGUGUGUUUGGGGCCGCUGACAAAUAUUGCGCUUGCUGUUAAAAUUUAUCCGGAGAUUUUGGACAGUGUGAAAGAUUUUUAUGUCAUGGGUGGAAAUUCUACGGGAUUAGGUAAUACAACAUCACAAGCAGAAUUUAAUUUCUACGCAGAUCCAGAAAGUGUUCAUAUGUUUUUGCAAAGUAAUACCAAACCUUUGUGGAUUUUUCCUUGGGAAACUUGUCUGAAAACUUAUAUACCUAUGGACUGGCGAGAUGAAAUUUCAUCAAAAGCAGGAUCUCGAGAGAAGAUAAAACUGAUCACCGAAAUCGAAGACGGGGCGUACAAAAAUAAGGACAAAAGAGAAUACUAUUGUCCGUGUGAUGGAUUUUGCGCUGCUGCGGUUGUUAAUUCAAGUGUCAUCAAACGUUAUGAGGAGUGUCAUAUGGACGUCGAACUGCAUGGAAUAAAAACACGUGGUCAAAGUGUCAUUGAUCAUUUAAAAGACAACAAACCCAAUGUUUUGCUGGUUAAUGAAAUUGAUGUUGAAGAAUUUAAAACUAUUAUGUUUCAAGCUUUUCAAUAAUUUUAUUAUAGUAAAAAAUUAUUUAAUUUAUUAAGAAAGUAGAAGAGUCCUGUGUCUUCAAGGGAUAUUUUUAACUGAAAAAUUUGUUUUUCUAUAAUUUAUUCCUAUAAAUAAUAUCUUGACGGAAAUAAGUCGAUUAUUUAUUCUAAGAAAAUAGAGUGUGUGUUAUAUAGUCUGGUGUAAAGAUAAUAAAUUAGCACUCAA